This is a messenger RNA of Durio zibethinus, 687 nucleotides long. Its product is annotated as actin-depolymerizing factor 5. The record is from RefSeq and is a predicted model, not a curated record. Gene Ontology annotation, biological process: actin filament depolymerization. Gene Ontology annotation, cellular component: actin cytoskeleton. Gene Ontology annotation, molecular function: actin binding. NCBI's taxonomy places the organism in Eukaryota, Viridiplantae, Streptophyta, Magnoliopsida, Malvales, Malvaceae.
CAAAGAGAAGACAAAGAUUGAGCUAACUCAAACAAUUCAACAACAAUGGCUAUGGCUUUCAAGAUGGCUACGACUGGGAUGUGGGUCACUGAUGAGUGUAAGACCUUAUUCAUGGAGAUGAAAUGGAAGAAAGUGCAUAGAUAUAUAGUGUUCAAGAUUGAUGAGAAAUCAAGGCUGGUGACCGUCGAUAAGGUCGGCGGCCCAGGCGAAAGCUACGAUGAUCUUGCUGCUUCAUUGCCUACCGAUGAUUGCCGAUAUGCUGUGUUUGAUUUUGAUUUCGUCACCGUUGAUAAUUGCCGGAAAAGCAAGAUCUUCUUCAUUGCAUGGUCCCCAACGGCAUCAAGAAUCAGAGCAAAAAUGCUGUACGCAACAUCCAAAGAUGGGCUGAGGAGAGUGCUAGAUGGCAUCCACUAUGAAGUUCAAGCAACGGACCCAACUGAGAUGGGGAUGGAUGUGAUUAAGGACAAAGCCAAUUAGUAGUGAUUAGGAAUAUAAAUCAUGUUUAUGAGCAUCUUACUUUUAUUUAAUAACUCCAACAAUAUGUGCUUUCUUUCUUUGUUGUUGUUGUUACUUUUUUGCUAGAUUUUUAGCACUAAUGUAAGUUAAUCUUAUAAUAUGUAAUAAUAUUUUGAUGUCCCAUGUGCGCUACUUUGAGGACAAAACAUCCAUCAAUUCCACUUUUUUAAU